Molecule: messenger RNA, 5601 nt
Organism: Cryphonectria parasitica EP155
Lineage: Eukaryota; Fungi; Ascomycota; Sordariomycetes; Diaporthales; Cryphonectriaceae
Product: histone transcription regulator 3
Exons: 3
Biological process (GO): chromatin organization
Cellular component (GO): nucleus; HIR complex
Molecular function (GO): protein binding; nucleosome binding
Source: RefSeq, a predicted model, not a curated record
GCCUUCUCAGCCAUCAAUCUUGAGCCCGAGGACAGCAUCGAGGAGGAAGUUGAUGUCUCCCGGGAGCUCCAGGUCGACGAUGCCCUGAAGCUCUUCCAGAACGCCCUCAAGCUUCAUGCCCAAGGGCCCCGGUUCUUCGACGAUGCUGCGGCUGCUUACGACGAUCUCUUCCUGUCCGACAUCUUCAAACUCCCCGAGAGUGCUACCGAAUAUGAGCGAACAGAGCGACAACAGCAUCCUUUCCUUCCUCUCGAAUCCUCGCUUGCCUCGGGCCUCGAUGCGGCUGGUACAUACGCCGAUGGCAGCGAGUCGAGUCUUCCACAGGCAUUAUUUCUCUCAUAUAAGAAUCAUGGGCAGUUCAUACUGGACAGAAUAAAAUCAAGAGCACGUCGAGCUGGAAAAUCUGCGCACGAGGUAUUCGAAGACCCUGUGGUGAUGAGCGAUGCUCGCAAGGCAAUAGACGAUUUUAACGCUGCGUUGGAUCGAGACCCGUCCGACGCCGAGUUGUGGAGGCGUACCGCAAGGACAGCUGCAUUCCUUAACAGCGCCCGCAUGAGUCGAUAUUGUCUUGAAGCCGCAAUUGAAUUGGAUGAUGACCCUGCCGUCGUCGAUGUGGAACCACCAUCCCUCGCCGAAGGCUUUGCUGGAGAACAGCUGAAAGACCAACUGUGCGUCCUGGGUGAUGAUGUUUCCCUUACACACCCUAGCAUCAAAACAUACUUGGAGAAGGAGAUGCCGCCUCUCCUCAAGCGGCAUAUUGAUCCCGUCCCUUUCUUGCCCAACCCGACCAUACAAUUGGGUGAACGCAAGGAGUUGUUGGACAUCAGUCUCCCGAGACCAGUAAUACAGCUCUCAAGCUUAUCAUGGGCGCAGCUGGGCAUGGCUCUAGUCCAAUUCGUCAAGGAAACUGGGUUUUCCGCACAGGGCGUCUUGAUCCAGUUACCAGAGGGUCAUGAGCACCACGAAGACGAUGUUGCGAGCAUGGACGUCGACGAGCAGACUCCCGCCCCUGCAGACGUGCCUCAGACGCUCGCUGAGGGAACAGCAGCCAGUUCGCCAGCAGGUACGAAGGCACUCACCAAGGAUGGGCCACCAGAAAAUGACGCCAACGAAAGUAAUAUCACGAACGCAGACAAUCGACAGCGAAGCGUAUCCCUGCCAUCUCGAAAGCGAUCUGUCUCUGUAGCUGGUCUGCCUGAGCCUGCUGAGGAAGAAAAUGGAGACACAAAAAGGUCCAAGCGGAUAAGGAGGCGAGACACCCUCGCCGAAGAGGCGGUCGACGAGACUACUUUGCGCGCAGCACAGCUGCAGCCCUUCCAAGGCGCCGACCAAAACCUCUUUCAGUUGACAAAGAACAUACUCGAGAACCUAGGCGUAUCAGACAGAACCACCGUUGAUAGGAUAGGAGAGAUCCUCGAUUCAUGUGCAUUGGAAGAGCGAACUUCAAAAAUCACUCAUACUGCCAGCAUCGACCUGCGGGAUUCAUUGGCAACAUUCGAUGAGGAGACUGCGAGCGUCUUCCUCAACAAGUCGGAAACGACCGCUUUAGGGAUGAACGCCUUCUUGGAGCACACAAAGUCCGGUGCGCAGCGCGUUUCUGAACCGGCUGUGUUGAACGAGUCAGUGGGCCUCGGGAGCUUCAUCAAGAAGAUGAAUGCAGCGUACAUAGCCGCUCAAGAUGUGGCCUUUGAGUGGCUCGUCACCAUGUCUCGAAGCUAUACCUCCAAGAAGUGGUCUGAGGAGCUGAAAACUGCGGUCGUCCAGACUAUCAGCCACUAUGAUGAGGCCAUAUACGAACGGAUGCAUCACGAGCUCCGUCGGAUCGAAGACAACACUGAUUACGAUGAUCAAUUGGUCGAGUUGGAUAAUCUCGUGCAGAUGCUUUUCGAAGUCUAUCUUGAUGUUUACGAGCGUAUCACCGAUCCGAACAGCCGCGUUGACCAAGUCAUCAGAGUGGGAACAAAAAUUCGUCUAGGUCGCUGGUUGGAUCUGGCAUCGGAGCUCAGCCGCUCACGACCACUUGACUCUGGUCAUCAAUUAUCUCAGCGUUUCCUUUGGGCUUGUGUCUUCUCGACAACGCUGGCCGAUAACAUUUCCCGAGAUCACAUACUUGCAUGCUGGCAUAGUCUGCGGGACUACCUAGCAGCGACAGGCCAUGACAAGAUCGAGCUGCCCAACAAUGCUGUCAUGCCGGAUGUCUCCGCUGCCGAGGCUGAUCGAGAAAUUAGCAAGCUCACGACUAUGGACUUCUUCCUCGGCCUGUUCCAGGAGGAGAUGACGGAUGCUGUCGCAGUGAUUGAGACUCUUGAGCCAGUGCUGAAUCCAGAGACAGUCUUCAUUGCGGCUGACAAGGAGGACUCUUCAACUGACGAGAACCAGACGGAUAAUGAGCAGCCCUCCAAGGUCUCCAUUAAGGAGUGUGCCAAUCAAGGCCUGAAGGACCUCUGGAGAUUCCUUGUCGCGAGCAGCACUGAUCUCAGGCUUCUUCUAUGGUCCCGCUUGAGCGAUGCUUACGGCUCGAUCAAUUACUCAACAAAACAGUUCUCUUGUCUUCUCAGAAGUAUCGAGAUGGUGAUUAACGACAUGGACAGCGAGGCAUACUUGAGCACCCCUCAAGACUCACGCAGAAUACACCUUCUGAAGUUGACUAGGUCAAUACACGACAUGAUGGUAUCUGCCCUCUCGCUGGCUCUCAAUGAUAACACCGCAUUUGAUAUCAUCGACGAGGACCAUCUCAGGUCUACAUCAUCUGCUUUAGCUAGGCUGAGCUGCUUCGUGCACGUCGCAGUCAUGCAGGAAGACGAGUUCACCCUUGGCAUAGCCCCCGCACCUUCAAAAUCGUCCGCUUACAACGAACUACUUGAAAGUUUGCGAGAUCUCCAGGUCAGGACGUGGACCUUGCAGUACUGCCUCAUCAAAGUGGGCAUCCACCAAAAUGCGUCCAUCUUCAAGACGCCCGAUAGUGAUUUGGCCGAUUUUUUGAACGCUGUCCAUCAAGUCCUGGGCCUGCGGAAAUCAUGCAGCUCAUCCAACAAGGUAUUCUUGAAGAUGAUGCGCAUAGAGCUCUUGAAGCAAAGAAACAUCGAGAAUUGGGAAGACUACCUGGGACAGGUUCUCUACGAUCUCCACGGGCUGAAGCUGGGCGUAGGCAUCUGGGAGGUGCAAGAUCACGGCUGCACGCCAGAGAAGCUCGAGAAACGCCCGGCAAUGCAGCUUGUCGAGAAGAUCAUGUUGCUGGCGAACCGUAUGUCGAUGAAGGAUCUGCUGAAAUCGGAUCUCAAGAAUACCAUCGAACACAUGCAAGGUGCCAUUGGUCAGGCCAAGUCCAGCACGCCCAUGAUCCACAACCUCCGCAAUUUCCAGGAAUAUAUCAAGAAGCCCAUACAUCCUCUGCGAUUGUAUCAGGCUCUUGAUGGUACUGUGCCCCUUGACGCUAUGACCGUCAAUACGCCCGAGGCGUCACUUGCCAAGAGCGGCUGGUUCUUUCUGCUGGGAAUGAUAGCUCUGACAAAGUUCAAAGGCGUCGACCUGAAUCGUCGCCAGACCCCAGGCGCUACUGAUGAUCUACGCAUUGGUGCGACAUUCCUGCGUCUGCAGCUACAAUUUACGCCGGACAUGUGGGAAGCAUGGUUCAGACUUGCCGAAUGUUUCGAUUAUGAAUUGGACGAAGCCGUCCUGUGGUCUGCUGAUAAGAUGAACAAGGAGCGGAAUGAGUUGCUCAAAUUCCAGCGCCAAGCGAUUCACUGCUACACUCUGGCGCUGUCUCAUUCUCAGUCCUGGACCCCUGAGACCACCGAAGAUGAGCAGAAGCUCUGCCAGCUUUAUUACAAUUUCGCCAUGCGCAUGUAUGCGUCGAGUCGGGAACCCUUUGCCAUGGAGCCCUUCCAGCACCGCGAUCAUGCUCGCUUCUACCCGGAGUCGAACGGCAGCGGAACCUUCCAAAAACCCUUACACAAGGAGAUGACGGACUUCGAGGUCUGGAAAUACGCAGCUGCCCUGUUCAGGAAGGCAAUGAAGGGACGGCCCAAGGAUUGGAAGAAUCCCUACAUGCUGUCCAAAUGCCUCUGGAAGAUGUACCAGAAGCCGAUUGAGUCCCUGGAGCCCAAGGACCAAAAGGCAAGGCCGACUGUCGCAGCACUCAUCGCAGCUCUAGAGAAAGCGGUCGAGGUAGUAUCGCUUCUUCCCAAGCCUCGCCACGGCCAGGAUCCAAUCUUGGAGCCGCAUUACAAGAUCGUCUCGGUACUGUGCAAGCUUGUGAGUCGCGAGGAGAUGUCGGUGCAAGAGGCCACAGAUGUUCUCCAGCGCCAGCCCAACUCGCCUCAUCGCGGCGAGAAGGCCACAGUUGAGUCCCUAGAUGAUUGGGAGGGCUACGUUAUUGAGACCUUGCGACACCUGCGUGAUAAGGACAAGUCACACUGGCAGCACCGCAUAAUUAUGCGGCACGCUCGCAUGAUUUACGACCCCAAGGAGAAUGAUUCUCCAAGCCAGUUCAUAGAAGCUCAGGCGGCUUUUGCGGUACUGCGAGAACACAUGGUGACCAAGACGAUGGCCAUCAAUGUGUGGAAGUGCGAUGCCGAACGUCCAGGACGGCACCAUGUUUUCACAGAGCAGUAUGUGCGGUAUAUAAUACAUCUGCUAACUCUCACGCAUGAUCGUGUGAACAUGGAAGCACUUUUGAGAAAAAUCCGGAAGAAGGGUGCGGACUUCUACCACUUCAUCGACCUGUGGGCCAGCUGUGUGCAAGCGUACACGAAGCUUCUACGGCGUACAUACAAGAUUCAUCCUGUCGAGGAGGACGUGUUCAAGAACAUGAGUCCCGAGGAGUUUGAGAUUUUGGCAGAACGAGUCUCGGACUGGACUGGCAAGGAGGACAGAGAUCACCACGCGCUGAGCGCCAUGAAGGAUACCAUUGAACUUAAGAAGCUAAACGGAGGCUUGACCAAGGCCGGCAUGAUCGACGACCUCAUCAACGACUGUUAUUCGGUACUCUACCUGGCCAUUGCCGACGAGCUACCAGGGCCAGAACCGUCGAAAGUCAUCGAGGAGCGCAAUCGUGUCGCGGGCUUGGAGGCGAAUGUGCAAACUGACAAGGAUCAAUUCAAUGGCCUGCUGCACCCUAAUGGCCUCGCCAAGAAAGAGGAGACCGGCGCGGGUCGUGCGUCCAGUGAAACGCCUUCUCAUGGCGCUGGCAAUGGUGAAAAGAUGGAGAGAUCUGCUUCCAACAAUGCAGCGGAGGGCAGUAGUGCGGUCCGUCGCAGACUGGUCGGCGUCCGACGUGCCGACAUCCUCCGCAAGGCCGAGCAAGCUGUGUUGCGAGCCACCGAGCAGCCUCCGCCUAAAUCUGCCGUCAGUGAGCGAUCGAGCAGCCGGAAGUCACGCCGUGGUAGUAUGGCGACCUCGAACAGAUCUGGGAGUACAUCUGGUUCCGGAAGUGAGGAUGGCGAUGACGAGCAGGACGAGGAGGAGGAUGAGGAGGAAGUAGAGGACAACACUAUGGACGUGAACGCCGAGGAUCAAGACCACGAAAUGGCGGACCUGCACACUGCCGAGGAGGGGGAGGGCGAUGAGGUCAGGGACGAUGGAGCGGAAGAGACCGGAUAG